UUUUCCAUAAAUUGAAAAAAAAAAAAAAAAAUGAAAGUAAUAUGUGAAACUGUAGAAAACCGGUAUAAGAAUUGGUUCUGGUUUGGAUUGGUUCAAAUGGUUAGCAAACUGUUAUAACAGAGAAGAGAGCGUCUUAUCUGUUAUCGAGUGUGUAAGAAGAAAGACAGAAGCAGAGAUGGCGAAUUCACUCGGCUUCUUCUCUUCUCCUCCUCCUCCUACCUUUUGCCUCCUUCAAUCUCCCAUCAACAGUGUUAAACCUACUCACUUCUUCCCCAUUGGUGAUAAGAAGUUGGCUCAGAAGAAAGAAGUAUUUCAGACUUCCAAAUCCAAAAGUUUUGAGAUUCAGGCCACAAACGGUACUCAGGCUACUAAAUCGAGCAGCAUUGUUUAUCAAAACUGUGAAGGGAAUGGAGGUGGUGUGAACUUGACUGAUCAUUUUAAUGGGCAGUUUAAAGCUGGACCAGCCUCUGUUGCCUUUGCAGAGGUAAAAAGGAGGUUUUGUGUGGAGAAUGCAAUGGAGCUGGUUUCAUUGGUGGUUUCUUAAGCACCUUCGAUGAGUAAUGGAGAAAAGCUUCUUCAAACAAUGAGAUUAAAAUUUAUAAUUAUAUUUGAACUCGUCUACCAAUUUUUAUUUAUGCUUUUCUUCCA
This is a messenger RNA of Brassica oleracea var. oleracea, 648 nucleotides long. RefSeq lists its product as uncharacterized. NCBI's taxonomy places the organism in Eukaryota, Viridiplantae, Streptophyta, Magnoliopsida, Brassicales, Brassicaceae. The transcript has 4 exons. The record is from RefSeq and is a predicted model, not a curated record. Bases 176 to 544 code for a protein of 122 amino acids.